GAUCUAAUCUGUACGUCAGUGGCCAGGUAGGUACCUCCAAGCAUCCCAUCAAGCUGUCCUCAACGCCCCUCCAAAAAAUCCCAAAAAUGCCAUCCCACAGCAAGCCCCCAAUUUCGACCGACAUCCGGGUACAAGACUACCUAAACGACAAAUUCCAGACGUUGGCAGACCUGUCAUCGCUUGACUCCCUUCUGUCCUCUGUACAAACACAGCAAUCGCAGCUGCGCACGCAGCUCCAAACCGCAGACCGCAAGGCCACCACCUCGCGCGCCGAUCUCGCCGCACACUCCACGCACCUCCGCGGCGAAAUCGAUGCAUUCACGCAGAAACAGGAGGCGAUCGACCGGCGCCUGCUAGCGACGACGACGGCCGACACGGCGAUCGAUGCGGCCGCGCGCUUCGAGGCGACGAUGGAGCGGCUGCAGCGGCUGGAUGUAGCGACUGGAUAUGUUGACCUCCUGCGACGCGUGCAGGUGCUCGAUGAGCAGGCGGCGGGCCUCGUGGAUAGGGGGGAUCCGGAGGCUGCGCUGCGGCCGUAUACGCUGCUGCAGGAGCUAGCGAGGGGGCUGAAGGAGAGGAAUGAGGCUGCUGAGGGCGCCGCCGUGCAUUUGGUGGAUUAUGUGGAGGGCGCCACGGAACAGCUGUGGCGGAGAAUGAGGGAAAGACUGGCGAGGGGGCUGGAAGAGGUGCUCAUGAAGCUCAAGUGGCCUGCGGAGAAGGUUGUUAUGACGAAGGAAGUGGCGGAGGAGUUUAGGAGCGCGUUUGAGAAGUUGCUGGUGCUGCAGGGGCCCGAUCUGGAGAGCGCGAAGGGUACGGCGACGCCGUUGCUGCCGCUUGAGGUUCUGGUGAAGCCUCUGGCCUUGCGGUUCCGAUACCAUUUCGAUGGGGAUAGGGCUACCAACCGCAUCGACAAGCCGGAGUGGUUCCUGGCGCACAUAACGGGCUUGGUGACUACAUACACCGAUUUCCUCCGGGAGAUCGUCCAGCCUAUCCUGUCGGAAUCGGCGAAUCCCCUCAACCAGCGCGAUGCGGUCAAUGAGUUCAUCACGGCGCUCCUGCCGAUCGUCAUGAGGAAAACGAAGAAUUUGCUGCCGCAGAUAUUGGACCAGGCGCAGUUGCUAAGCCACUUCAUACAUGAGAUGAUCAAGUUUGAUGCCGAACUGCGGGAGGAGUUCUAUUACACUCCGUUUGGUUGCGAUGGCCCGUGGAAGGGCAUGACACAUGAGGUUUUGGUCGUGGAGAACGGUUUUGCGGACUGGCUCCACGUCGAGAAAGAAUUCGCACUGUCUCGCUACCAUACCAUUCUUGCUGCCCCAGACGCUUGGGUCUUGGAUUAUGACAGCGUUGAACCGACGGAUUCCAAGCCUACGAAGUCGGCGAUACGUCUGAAGGACCUCAUCGAAACAGUCACCGAUAGCUACCGGCCGCUGAUCUCCUUCAGCCAGCGUCUCCGCUUUCUAAUCGACAUCCAGAUCGCAAUACUGGACCAGUACCACGACCGCCUCAACGGCAGCGUAGAGGCGUUCCGAGUCCUUUCCUCGUCGAUCGCGCGAGCGGUCCAGGGCACAAGUAAAGAGGAGGUAGAGUCACUCACCGGCCUUGCCGGUCUCGAGCGACUGUGCAAAGCGUACGGCUCGGCGGUGUUUAUGGAGAGCUGUAUGCGAGACUGGGGCGAGGACAUCUUCUUCCUGGAACUAUGGGAAGAUCUGCAAUCGCGCGCGUCAAAGGCAAGUCCCAACAAGAACCUUGCGGGUAAUAUGAACAUCCGCGACGUAGCUUCGGUGACCAGCAACGCGCUCGUGUCGGGCGAUGACGACGACGACGGCGCGCUCUUCGAUGAGACGGCCGGAUCGUAUAAGGAUCUGAGACGUAAGACUGAGGAGACUAUGGUUGACCACCUCGUGAGCCUGCUGAAGAACGAACUCAAGGCGUACAUCAAGAUAAACAACUGGUCCUCGCUCGACCCAUCCCACUCCGCCUCGUCGAUAUCCCCGGAACUCGUCUCUGCGCUCUCCACGCUCUCCACGCACCUCUCCUUCCUCUCGCGCGCUCUCGCGCCUGUCGUGUACCACCGGAUCAUCCGUGCCGUAGCCGCCGCGCUGCAAACGUACAUCUGGGACUACGUUUUGACGCGCAACACGUUCUCGCUCGCCGGCGCACGGCAGUUCGCCAGCGACAUGACGGAUCUGUCGAAUUCCUGCGGUGGCUGGCGCGAGAUGGUACGGCUCCGCGAGGCGUGCACGCUGCUCACUCUGCCGCUGGUGAGGCUGGAGGAAGAUGAGGAGGGAACGCAGUUGCUCCUGAAGGAUGUUGUCAGGCCGGUCUUUGAGGAUAAUAAUAAGGCGAGAGCGGUUAUGAUGAAGCUCGCUCUGGAGAAUUUGCAGGUCGGUGAGGUCAGGAUGGUGCUGCAGAAACGCGUGGAGGCGUUUGGAAGUGCGUAAGUAGAAACGUCUUUUUUUCUUGUAGGAUGUAUAUACUCCGAGUGCGAGAUGGUGAUUCCACUCGUGAAGUUGAGAUGCAUGCAUCAGAGUGAAUUAAAAUGCACGCGGACGAUGAAUCAG
Molecule: messenger RNA, 2561 nt
Organism: Tricharina praecox
Lineage: Eukaryota; Fungi; Ascomycota; Pezizomycetes; Pezizales; Pyronemataceae
Product: TIP-1 family-domain-containing protein
Exons: 4
Coding region: 87-2441 (784 amino acids)
Biological process (GO): retrograde vesicle-mediated transport, Golgi to endoplasmic reticulum; endoplasmic reticulum to Golgi vesicle-mediated transport; regulation of ER to Golgi vesicle-mediated transport
Cellular component (GO): Dsl1/NZR complex
Source: RefSeq, a predicted model, not a curated record